Molecule: messenger RNA, 1972 nt
Organism: Eupeodes corollae
Lineage: Eukaryota; Metazoa; Arthropoda; Insecta; Diptera; Syrphidae
Product: esterase B1-like
Exons: 6
Coding region: 231-1928 (565 amino acids)
Source: RefSeq, a predicted model, not a curated record
UAUCAAUUCAGUAGAAUAUCUACUCUCGUGCGAGACAGUAGGCAGGCGCGAAAAAGUAAUAUAUUCGACGUUUGUGUAUUAUCCUAGUUCAUUCGAAUUAAAAUCCAGACAUACUACUGCUUAUAUAUAUCUAUACCUCUUGUUGGAACUAGGAACGUUUUCGAACGAACAAUACUAAAAAAAAAAAACUUUUUCAAAACUUGUAGCAAACGGUAAAGUGCGUUGUGAUUAUGGCUGCAUUCAGCGUUUCAUUUGCGGAUCAGUUAAAAUUAGCUUACAGAUAUGGACAAUUUAAAAUUCGACAAUCUCGACAGCGAACAAAUCAAAAAGUUGAAACCACAACGACCUAUGGGAGGGUUCGUGGUGUAAAAUGGAAAUCAGUUUAUGGCGCGGAGUAUUACAGUUUUGAAGGUAUUCCAUAUGCAAAACCACCACUUGGAGAUCUUCGUUUUCGUGCUCCUAGAGAGCCAGAUCCAUGGACAGAUGUAAGGAAGUGCACGAGAGUACGUGCAAAACCGACUCAAAUGAAUUUUGUAAUAGGAAUGGUUCAAGGCAGUGAAGACUGUCUUUAUUUAAAUGUGUUUACAAAAAAUCUUAAUCCCUUAAAUCCAUUGCCAGUCCUUGUGUGGAUUUUUGGUGGAGCUUUUCAAAUAGGAGAGGCUUCACGAGAUAUCUACAGUCCAGAUUAUAUUAUGCAGGAAGAUGUAAUGCUUGUGACAAUAAGCUAUCGUUUAGGACCAAUGGGUUUUAUGUCAUUUUCGGAUCCAGACGUUGGAAUUCCUGGCAAUGCAGCCUUAAAAGAUCAAAUCAUGGCUCUGAAAUGGGUUAAGAAUAAUUGUUGCUUCUUCGGAGGUGAUCCAUCAAACAUAACUGUUUUUGGUGAAAGCGCUGGUGGAUGUUCCACCCACUAUAUGAUGCUCACAGAACAGACUAAAGGCCUAUUCCACAAAGGAAUUGUUAUGUCUGGAAGUGCUGUUGCACCCUGGGCUAUUAUUCCACCUAAUAAUUGGAGCUACAGACUUGCUAAAUCUGCAGGAUACACAGGUGAAAAUAAAGAUAAAGACGUAUAUGAGUUUUUGACCAAACUUAAACCGAGCGUUAUGUACAAACAUUCUGAGAAUUUGCUUACCAAAGAAGAACGACACAAUAGAAUAUCAUAUUGUUUUGGGCCAGUAAUUGAACCCUAUGUGAGUGAAGAAUCUGUCAUUAUCAAAAACCCUGUGGAAAUGAUGCGUGAAUCAUGGAGCAAUGCAAUUCCUUUGAUUAUUGGAGGAAAUUCUUUUGAAGGACUGCUCAUGUUUGCGGAAGCCCGCAAGUUUCCAGAUUUGGUGGAAGAACUAGGUGAUUGUGAAAAAGUUGUUCCUUUCGAUCUCCCUCUUUCACCAGAAGAACGAAAACAGUUUGGACUGAAAAUUAAGGAAACAUAUUUUGGCGAUGCAGAAUCCUGCUUAAAGAAUCUUCUUCAAUAUAGUGAUAUAUUUUCGUACAAAUAUUUUUGGCAUGGAAUUCAUAGAACAAUCCUUUCGCGGUCUGAAUAUGCUACUGCACCAACCUACGUCUACCGAUUUGAUUUUGACUCCAAACAUUUCAAUCAUGUGCGGAAUUUCAGUUGUGGUCGAAAAAUUCGAGGUACUUGUCAUGGUGAUGAUUUGUCUUACCUCUUUUAUAAUGGCAUAGCAAAGAAACUUAGUCAUCAAAGUAGAGAAUAUAAGACGAUACGAACAAUGGUAUCCUUGUGGACACAAUUUGCUGCGACUGGGGAUCCCAAUGUUUCAGACAAAAGUGAUGUUAAAUGGAAGCAGAUUGAGAGAAAUGGAAAACUCUUCCAAUGCUUGAACAUAUCUGAUAACUUGGAGAUGAUUGACUUUCCUGAAAGCAAAAAACUUGAGCUGUGGGACAGCAUGUAUCCUAGAGAAUUAUUGUAUUGAUUUUUUUUAAUUUUUACAAAAACAAAAAGAUGAUCCGUCCGAAA